AAUAGGCUAAUAAAACCCAGAAAUAGGUUUGUUCAGGACAAGAGCUGGUAAAAUAGUUAGUUAAAAGGCUUCCACAGAAAUGGCGGCAGAGCUGGAAGAACUGCUGGGCUUCCUUUCAUCCCCUUCUCCACCUGUAAAAAAAGCAGCAGUUGACAUUAUUCGGGAUUAUACAGGAUCGGAGGAUGGCUUGCAAAUGCUUGGAAAGUGUUGCGGCGUUCUUCUUCCAUCUCUUUCUCGCCUUCUGGCUGAAAAGAAGGAGGUGUCAGAGCCUGCAGCUGAAGCACUUGUAAAUUUGUCACAAAAUUCAGAUUUAGCUAAAAAGAUGGUGGAUACUGGUGUUGUUGAGACAGCAAUGGAAAUUUUAUACAAGGAGAACUGUGAAAUUACUGGAUUGUUGGUUAUGCUCCUUGUUAACCUUACACAGUUGGAUGCUGGUAUUGAUUCUUUGCUUCAGUCUGGGGAUGAGAAAAUGAAAGGCCUUUAUAUCAUGAAGCUUGUCAGAUCAUUCUGUACGUCAUCCAGUGAGAGAAGAGGUGAUCCAUUUGAACAUGUGGCAUCUGUUCUUGUGAACAUUUCAAAGAAAGAAGCCGGAAGGAAGCUUCUGUUGGAUCCAAGGAGGGGACUUUUGAAGCAAAUCAUUAGGCAGUUUGAUUCAGUUAGCCCAUUGCGGAAGAAAGGGGUCUCAGGAACCAUCCGUAAUUGCUGUUUUGAAGCUGAAAGCCAGCUGCAGAAUCUUCUUUUGAUCUCAGAAUUUCUGUGGCCAGCUCUACUCCUGCCAGUUGCUGGAAACAAGAUAUAUAGUGAGCAAGAUGCCUCUAAAAUGCCACUCGAGCUUGCAAGUGCACUUUCAAUUGAGCGCGAGCCAGUUGCUGAUCCUGACAUACGUGUCCAAGCACUUGAGGCCAUUUACCUGCUGGUAUUGCAGGAGGCAGGUCGAAGAGCAUUUUGGUCAGUUAAUGGACCUCGAAUACUGCAAGUAGGUUAUGAAGAUGAAGGACAUCCUAAAGUGAUGGAAGCAUAUGAGCAAAUUGGUGCCCUGCUGUUGCAAGAGAGCAGCUCUGGUGAUUAAUCCACGGGGGCACCGAACUUGGUUAAUGUGACCUUCUUUUUCAUCUUCAAGUUCCUCAAAUGCAGGAACCCUCAAGCAUGCAAAAGUAUGCAUGAAUUCCAAAUUCUUUCGUGUGCUUUGGAGGUUGUCCAUCAGUUACCGCUCCAUUUCACGAUCCGUGAUGGUUGCUGCUUAGCAAUUUGACGCACUGAUUUCGUCAGUGAUCUUUUCAUUGAAGAGAGGAGCAAAAAUUUACUAGACUGCUGUUAUUGUUGGAGAAGAAACACAAUCAAGCACCGCAUAUUAUGUCUUCGGCUUAGAUACAUUCAAAUGAUGCAAGUUUGUUUUGAUCAGUUUCUUUCCACCCUGGACACGUUUGUUUGGAUUGCUGGGCUGCCUGGAUUGUGGGAGCUUCAUCCAUUGUCGGCAUCCUUUCCUUGCUGUAUUUGGUUAAUGAUGCUAACAGAAAGAAACUGGCACAAAAACUCACUUGCCUAGCCUGUUCCAUAAUUCUAUGCUCCCUGUUUAGCACUUAGGAUUGGUACCACUAAUAUAUCAAUGUGUGUUUUGUCUCCUUAGAUGGUGCAUUCUAUGGUUAACUCGAGGGUUUCAAGGCGUCA
Molecule: messenger RNA, 1668 nt
Organism: Coffea arabica (coffee)
Lineage: Eukaryota; Viridiplantae; Streptophyta; Magnoliopsida; Gentianales; Rubiaceae
Molecular function (GO): protein binding
Source: RefSeq, a predicted model, not a curated record